Molecule: messenger RNA, 2545 nt
Organism: Sinocyclocheilus anshuiensis
Lineage: Eukaryota; Metazoa; Chordata; Actinopteri; Cypriniformes; Cyprinidae
Product: nuclear receptor-binding protein 2-like
Exons: 15
Coding region: 414-1664 (416 amino acids)
Biological process (GO): protein phosphorylation
Molecular function (GO): ATP binding; protein kinase activity
Source: RefSeq, a predicted model, not a curated record
CCAGCCAGUCGGGAAAGCUGGACUGAGAUGAAAUGAUGCCUGUAGGUCGGGCUCUUUAAUACACUGAGUAUGUGUAGGGCGGGCUGCGACUGGACGUCCAGAGACCCACGUCUGUCACGUACGAGACCGUCUGCUAUCUGGAGCCUUAUCCUCUUUUCUACGAUUCCUUAAAGAUGGGGUUAAAUUCACCAUAGCACUUCAUAUUUUUUCUCGCUUCUAAAACGCUUUUCGCAAAUCGUGUCGUGUGUUGCAUUAUUUAUAAGCGAUUGGCGACUGAGCUGUAACUUGGAAUCGUGGCCAGCGAUAUUCGUCAAUGAAACACGUUUGCAGCAACAACAUUGCAGCAAGCUUCAGGAGGUCCUGCGUGCUCAGCUGGUCUUAAAGGAGCAGUGAAAGCAGCACGCAAGGGUAAAAUGACUAUGUCCGUCCCAGAGAGCAUAUCGGGGUCCGGGGGGAAAGAGGAGGAGAGUGAAGAUGAGAGUGAAAUCCUGGAGGAAAGCCCCUGCGGCCGCUGGCAGAAGCGACGGGAACAGGUCAGUCAGGGAAAUGUCCCAGGCAUUGAGAGUGCGUACUUGGCCAUGGACACUGAUACUAUAUCUUUUCUGUCUUUUAGUUACUUGCAUUCAUGUGAUCCACCUAUUAUACACGGUAACCUGACCUGUGACACCAUCUUUAUCCAGCACAAUGGUCUCAUAAAGAUCGGUUCAGUUUGGCACAGGCUGUUUGUUAACGUAUUUGCUGAGGCGAUUCAUGGGAAUGUGCAUCAACAUCGAGAUGAAAUGCGGAACCAGCAUUUCUUUGCUCCGGAGUAUGGCAUUGCUGAAGAUGACUACGCCAUUGAUAUAUUUUCAUUUGGCAUCUGUGCCUUGGAGAUGGCAGUACUGGAAAUCCAGGCCAAUGGAGACACUGCAGUUUCGAAAGAGGCCAUUGAUCAUGCUGGACAAUCACUUGAGGACCCUCUCAUGAGGGAAUUUAUCCAGUCGUGUGUGCUCACAGAAGCCAAGACGAGACCUACAGCUCAUGACCUGCUGUUCCACAGAGUGUUAUUUGAGGUCCACUCCUUAAAACUGCUUGCUGCGCACUGCUUUAUCAAUAACCAGUAUCUCCUUCCUGAGAAUUGUGUGGAAGAGAAAACUAAAUCUAUUGACCCUAAUGGCAUCAUGGCAGAGAUUAAUCAUCGUGACCGACCUGGAGUCCAUCUAAAGUACUCUCACGUUUCUCCUCUGGAGCUGGACAAAUUCCUUGAGGAUGUGAAGAACGGCAUAUAUCCCCUCAUGAACUUUGCUUCCCAGCGGCCGCAUCCUAUCCCCCGCACUCUUUCUUUGUCACAGGAACAGAUGGAGACUGUGAAGACCCCAACCCCAGAACCACAGGAGACUGAAACCAGAAAGGUUGUCCAGAUCCACUGUAAUUUGGAAGCGAAUGAGGAUGGCACAAGGAGUCAUCUCUCUCUUUUUUUAAAGAUGGAUGACAGGCUUCACCGUCAGCUUAGCUGUGAUGUUUUGCCAUCUGACAGUCCCAAAGAUUUGGCUAGUGAAUUGGUUCACCAUGCUUUCAUCAGUGAGGAAGACUGCGAGAAGUUGGCAUGUUUUCUUGAGGAUGCAUUAUGUAAGCACUGGUCAGGGACGUCCACCUCCCCCACUGCCAUGGCUAUGAUGUACUAAGCCCAGCUGGUCCCAUAAUAGACAAACAGAGAUUGAAGACUGGGCCAGAGCAUGAGAAAAAGAGAUGGCGAGAGAUUCAGAAGAGGGAAAUGAGACCAAAAGUGCAACAUUACAUAAUGAAAGUCAUGACAAGGUGGCUUCAGAAUAAGUGACGGGCCUGGGGAGAAAAGCUCACACCAUACCGCAUGGUACCUGCACAAACUCCAAAGAGCUCAAACUGUUCAUUUUGAUCUUGAAGGUCGAAUUACUGCUAUCAUCUCACCAUGACGAACAUUUCUAUCACUUGCAGAGAUUCUGCUUCAGUGCCAGCAUUUUGGUUGUGAUUUUUUUUUUUAUUUUUUUUUAUGAGUUUAAAGGAUUUUUAGUAACAUCCUUCCAAGUCAUUGUGCCUAUAUGGUGUAAUCCAUCUUCAUCUAGCAAAGGACAAAAUCUCAAACAGACAAUUUUGUUCCAGUUUAAAUGUGUUAUUUAUUAUUUUAAACAAUUAAUACACAGUCUUGGUAUACAGGUUUAAAAGUUCAAGCAAGGAAAUGCAUCAAAAUGUUUAAUUCUACAUUUCUAAAUUAUCUUGUUUUGUAUGCUUUAACAAGCUGACUUUGAGCAAACAAAUGUACGGUACUAUGACAAAAGUGCUCUUGGCACCUAUUAUACUAAUAUAUUUCAACACAUUUUGUUUUUAGACCUUAAACUUAAUUUCUUGCUCUUUAUCUUGAAUGAUUUUACUGAGUUUAAGAUGUCUCUUUUUUAAUUGAACUAUAUUGAUCUCAAUUGCUUUUUUCAUGCAGAUGGUAACUUUGCAGAUGUUUAUAAACAGUGGCAAUAAUGGUAUCCUUAAGUAGUACAUUACCAUUCAAAUGUUUGGGGUCAGUAAAUUUUUUUUU